Molecule: messenger RNA, 633 nt
Organism: Meloidogyne enterolobii
Lineage: Eukaryota; Metazoa; Nematoda; Chromadorea; Rhabditida; Meloidogynidae
Source: the annotation of a GenBank genome assembly
AUGGCAAUCAAUAUGUCCAACAAAAAAGCUCUCAUAGGACAAAUUCUUCCUGAAAUAGAAUUUAAUAUUACAGCGAAUGGUCUCACUAUUUCUGCUUCUGAGCGUAUUUCUACCCCUCGUUUUGUACCAUUCGACCAUGCCGGACGCUGUCGAGAAUGUAAGGGAUCCGAAGUGGAACUCGACUUUGUUGUCACCAAGGAGGGAGUGACUUGUUAUUGUACGCGAAUCAAAACACCUACGUUUAUACCGUUUGACACCAUCCAUGAUCUUCCAGGCCACUGCUUUUUUAAAAUCAAGAACAAAGGCCGAAUUUUCAACAUUGAACAUGGAUCCCCACCAUGUGCAGCGACUCCUAUUAUUAAAAAUAUUCAGCCUGAGAAAAAUGAUGUUGAAGUAUCACCAAUAAAACCGCCUUCACCUAAAAAGAUAAAGCAAGAAAUCCCAGCCGAUGAAGAAUUCGAAAAUAUUCUUCAGGAAUUCUUCGACAACAUAGGCACUACUAAUUCCACUACUACGAGCGAAGUUAAGAUAGAAAAAGAAAUUUGCCAAGAAAAAAUUAAAGAAGAACAGAAAAAAGAGGUUAUAGAAAGUCCCCCUCAUAUUGAAAAUUUAGACAAUAUACCGAUUCAUUGA